AUGGCCAAAGAAAAUAAUGCGACAAUGGAGAUGAAUUCAACGUUGGAUUCAGUACAAUUUAUCUACUCUAUAAGCAAAAUAUUCGAAUUGUCUGCAGACAUCAUUAUUCUGACCACUGGAAUAAUCGGUAAUGUGUUAAUCAUUUUCUUUUUUACGAAACUACGUAUUUUCCGUGGAAAUCAAUGUGCUUACUAUUUGAAAAUUUGCGCAAUUACCGACAUGGGUGUUGUAAUCGCUAUGCUUCCAUCUAAUAUUGUGGGUUAUUUAAUCAACGAAAUUCUUGUAAGACUCACCGUGAUUUGGUGUAAAAUACAAUUGAUGUGUUCAUAUAGUUGUGGUCUGUAUUCUCUUUACACAAUAUGUUUCAUUGCUCUUGAUCAAUACUUAUCUACAAAUCAUCGGCAAAUUUGGCGACAAAGGAGCACAAUCAGACUAGCUCAUUGUUUGUCAUAUCUCAAUAUAAGUGUAGCUGUAUUUCACGGAAUCCUCUUUCUAAUUUUUGCGGAAAUUGGUAUAAUUGGAUGCACUAUUUAUCACCCGAUCGCUCGGAUUUAUUUCACUUUUUUCUAUUAUCCAAUACUGAGUGGUGUCCUUCCAUUAGCAAUCAGCAGUACAUUGGGUUUACUGGCAUAUAGAAACGUUCGUCGAAUUAUUCGAAGACAAAUUCCAAUAGUACGACGUCGACUGGAUCGUCAAAUGACAGCCAUAGCUCUUGCGAGAGUAUUAUGCAUUUUCAUAUUGGGUGUUCCAUUUCUUCUUGCCAGUCUUGUUGAAGCAAACACCAUAUAUAGUUUUCAAGAUCCAAGAGGAAGAGCUAUACUUAGUUUUAUAGUGAAAAUCACAUAUACAUUGCUGUAUGCUAAUUAUGGAAUCAAUUUCUAUGUAUUUUUGAUAAUUUCACCACGUUUUCGGCAUCAAAUUAAAAAUUUUAUUUUGAAAAAACGUUGGCGUCAAGUAACACGAGUGUGUAAUCAAGAAGUCGUCAGUCCAGUAAAUAACCAAUCUACACCCGAGAAUGACCCAUGCCCUGUGUCCGUUCUUGAAUCUGUAUAG
This is a messenger RNA of Adineta ricciae, 1053 nucleotides long. NCBI's taxonomy places the organism in Eukaryota, Metazoa, Rotifera, Eurotatoria, Adinetida, Adinetidae. The record is from the annotation of a GenBank genome assembly.